UUCAAUUCACCCAUGGACUUCAAGCCCCCCACAGCCCCCCACGCAGUGGCACACCCAGUGUUUGCCUGCCUCUCGUUGAAUCGCAGUGAUCGCAUUCGGCUGAUCCACUUCCCCCCCGAGGCCGUACAAUGGGUUAAAGGCGCGAUUCUUGAAAGCAAGUGGUCGGGAGGCAUCCAAUCCACUCAAGUAUACGCUGGCAACAGCUACGAAUUCAAAUUGAGCGGCUAUCCAUGGGAUGGCAAUGGCAGUGACGCGACCACGUCUCGUCGAUUGAUGCUGUGCAUUCUGCGAACACUCAAGAUGCACGGGUUCCACCUCGUGACCGCCACGGACAUGUCCUGGUCAGAAUACGACAAGGACACGCUUAUCUUCCGACUCUUGGAGCCGUCAUCCGUUCCCCCAAACAUGUUUUCCAUCUCUCUCAACACGAGCGACAAACUUCGACUCAUUGACGCGCCUCCAGAGCUGGACGUCGUGGUGAGCGAGUGCAUUACCAAGCACUGGUACGAAGGCUUGCAGCGCGUGCAGCCGUAUGGUCCUGGCUGUACCGAAUUCAAGCUCCGCGGGUAUCCUUGGAGUGGCGAAUCGAGCGAUGCCGUGCGCGCUCGUUUGUUUGUGAUGAACUUGUUGUCGAUAUUGGAGGCUAACGGAUGGCGAUUGUACGCGUCAAUUGACAUGAGCACCGGCGACGCUGACAAGGAUUCGUGGUUCUUUGAAGCCAUCGCUAGCCCUUAAGGUCCCGCGUUGUUGUAGAAACAGUCAAUGACGACUUCAUUUCCGACUUAGUAUUUGAUGGAGUGUGGCCCGAACGUGUGCUA
This is a messenger RNA of Aphanomyces astaci, 818 nucleotides long. RefSeq lists its product as hypothetical. The transcript has a single exon. The record is from RefSeq and is a predicted model, not a curated record. The coding region runs from base 13 to 735 and encodes 240 amino acids. Lineage: Eukaryota; Oomycota; Saprolegniomycetes; Saprolegniales; Verrucalvaceae.